Symbiodinium necroappetens is the source of this 792-nucleotide messenger RNA. Lineage: Eukaryota; Dinophyceae; Suessiales; Symbiodiniaceae. The record is from the annotation of a GenBank genome assembly.
AUGAACGAGACCAUCAUGCCACACUUCGUGUUCCGCGCCUUCGCCCUGCUGAUGUCCGUGAUCGUCCUUUCUGCCUGCAGCAGCCAGUUCGUCGGAGACAACCGCCACAUGGUGCCGCUUAGCCCCGACACGCUGCAGCGCCUCGCUGCCAUGGGAUCGUCGCCGUCCGAGCCCAUGGUCAUCCGCGUCUACAAGCAGACCUCGGAGCUGGAGGUCUGGAAACGGACGUAUACCGGCAGUUAUGCCUUGUUCAAGACCUAUGAGGUCUGCAACUGGUCUGGCGAGCUCGGACCCAAGUUCCGCGAAGGCGAUUACCAGUCCCCCGAGGGCUUCUACGACGUCACGCCCGCGCUCAUGAAUCCGAAAUCCUCCUACUGGCUCUCGUUCAACGUGGGGUUCCCUAACAAAUUUGACGAGGCCUGGGGCCGCACGGGCACGAACCUGAUGAUCCACGGCGACUGCAAGUCGGUCGGCUGCUAUGCGGUAACGGACGAUCAGAUUAAGGAAAUCUACGCCCUGGCGCGCGAGGUCUUCUCGGGGGGCAAUCGGUCGUUCCAGGUGCAGUUGCUGCCGUUUCGCAUGACGGACGCCAAUAUAUCGGCCAACGCUUCGAGCCCCCACGCCUCCUUCUGGACCAACCUCAAGGAAGGCACCGAUGUGUUCGAGCGGACACGACAACCACCCGACUGGGAUGUGUGCGAGAAACGCUACGUAUUCAACCGAAACGAUCCGCGCACCAAUCCCCUCGACCCGUUUGGAGCCUGCCCAUCGGUUGCCGGCGGUCCGGUGUAG